CUGUCCAGUAAGCCCUUCAGCAUCCUCAGUGUGCUGGAGACUGAGAUCUGCAUCACUUACACAAAAGAAAUCAGAAACACCAGACGCCGAAAUUACAGCUUGGACAAUCUUGUGACUAAACCCAGAGAUAUUUCUGCUGUUGUAUGAUUUAGAAGGAAAGAAAGAAAUGGGAGCAGCACUGCCAAAGCCUGUACAACCUGCGGCACCAACGUAUAACCCAGAAUUUGACAAACCAUGGAGGGACUUUAAAUGGGAUCAGAAAUCAGAACUGAAAAAGCAUCUAGAAGAAUUCAGUCUGAGUAAUCCAGAUGUGAAGCACAUCAGGAUUCUGGUUGCUGGACCAAUAGGAGCAGGAAAGUCCAGCUUCAUCAACUCUGUCAAUAACGUCUUUCAAGGACUGAUCACCUCUGAAGCACCAGCUAAUUCAUCUUCUAGCCAUGGUGAAAGUUUCACAACAACAGCGAUUCCUCAAGUGAUUGUCAUGACUAAAGUGGAUGAAGCAUGUCCCCUGGUGAACAAAGAUCUAAAGAAGAUCUACUAUAGCAAGAAGAUCAAAGAAAAGAUGCAGAUAUGCCAUGACAAAUUGGGUGUGCUGAUGUGCAACAUCUUCCCAGUGAAGAACUAUCAUGAAGAGAUUGACACUAAUGAUAAAGUUGAUGUUCUGAUUCUGAAAGCUCUGGAUCAGAUCGUUCGGCUUGCUGAUGAUAGAUUGUUUAAUAGCAGUGGCACACUGUUAAACUGACUCUACAAGUCAUUUCUAUACACAAAUCUAUAGUAUAAUGCAAUGUAAGUCACUUUGGAUAAAAGCGUCUGCCAAAUGCAUUAAAAAAAAAAGAAAAUUCAACUUGUGUUAAAUCUUGACUAGUGAUGAACUGCUAUAACUCAUGAAAUUAAAAUUGCUUAAAUUAUUUUUGAGUUAAUGUAAACAUGUGUUGCCAUUUUUUGCGCUGAAGAUAUUGACAGAAAAGUCACAAAGUACAAUAAAACAUUAUUAAAAAUAUAAAAAAUAAAACAGCAGCUGUUUAUUUUACUGCUCACUGGAUUGGUUAUUGCAACACUAUAAGGUCAUUUCUUUUAAUGAAUAAAUUGUCGGAGCUUGUGGCCGUAUGGACAGUGCUCUAGAGUGCACUUCGGGCAACCUGUGUUUAAAUCCUGCUCUUGGUCCUGUCCCGAUCCUGCUACCCAUCGCAGCCUCGGGUGACUUAUACAGAUGUAAUCAUUGUGAAAUCAUCUAAAU
Messenger RNA from Triplophysa rosa, 1237 nucleotides. RefSeq names its product interferon-induced protein 44-like. Lineage: Eukaryota; Metazoa; Chordata; Actinopteri; Cypriniformes; Nemacheilidae. The transcript is spliced from 6 exons. The record is from RefSeq and is a predicted model, not a curated record. The coding region runs from base 167 to 742 and encodes 191 amino acids.